UUGUGUAGAGCGCUAGGGCUUGAAGGAGAGAGUGCGGGUCUUGUAGGAGCCACUUUCCUCGCAUCGGAGAUUGGUUCUGGGAUGUAGGCUCAGGAAUUCGGAGUGAUGAGACGUCUCCCCAUGCACUCCGUCUCGCAUCUGUGAGUUCUUGGGAGCCAAGUGGAGCCAAGUGGAGCCGGAAUUAGUGCCGUUUUGAAGUUUUUGGACGGGGGUGAUUUUACUGAGGGAGCUUUUUGUCCGGCUUUCGACCUUGGGAGACUCUCGACCCUGCUUGUGGAGUCAUCUUGGAUGUGUUGGUGUGGGUAGAGAGAUGGUUUCUCGCGGUGUUCGUAUUUGAGAGGUAUGGAGCUGGUGGUCUGGGUGCCGCAUUUCUGAUCUAGCACUGCGAGGCUUCUGACGUGCACUUUUUUUGUGAAGAUUUUUAUUUUUAUGGGAUCCAUAAUGAAGGGGGUUCGGUGCACGCCAACGUGGUUGAUAAUUUUGGGAUUUCUGUUAGUAGCCCUGCAAGUGGAAGCAUCAAUUCACAUAUACAAGGAUGGAAAAUUUGUGGGAGAGAGUAAUGCAUUCAUCUACUGGGGUGGAAAUGAAGGACUCUAUGCCUCAUCUGAUCACGUGAAGGGGAAGGGUGUUGCCAACGGCAUAUCAUUUAUCUCGUUUGAGUCCAUCACCUUUACCCGAACCGAGGAAGCUGCAUUAAAGCAUGAAGCGGGAACUACCAAUUCUCAGGUUGAAGCUAUUAUAGUGGAGGUUAAGGACAAAAACAAAAUUGGCGACCAUUCUUUCCCUGGAAGAUUGGCUCUAUGUUGCUCCGGAGACCUUGCUAAAACUACGGGAUGUAGGGAAGGUAGCGUCAUAAUGGACCACGAUAGUAAUGGCUCGCCUUACUCGAUUCCGACUCACUUUACAGGUCAGAGUUUGCAAGCUGUCUUGAAUAUGAAAGUGAACAUCUCGAAAACAGGCAUGUACACGCUAAUUUUUGUUGCAUGUGAACGGGAAUUGGAAGGGCUGACUGUGGAAGGGCACACUGUGUGGAAGAAUCCUACGGGUUAUUUGCCUGGGCGAAUGGCGCCUUUCAUGACGUUUUAUGCGUUUAUGGCUCUUGCCUACGGGUUCUUGGGCGUGCUCUGGUUUUUCCAGUACAUGAGAAAUUGGAAGGAUAUACUCCAGCUUCAAAACUGCAUCAGUGCCGUGAUUGGUUUGGGCAUGUCUGAGAUGGCUCUUUGGUACUUUGAGUACCUCAAUUUCAACAUGACCGGACACAGGCCAAUGGGAAUCACAAUGUGGGCCGUCACGGUAGGGGCCGUGAAGAAAACUGUGUCGAGGCUAUUGAUUCUGGUUGUGUCCAUGGGAUUUGGUGUGGUGCGCCCCACUCUUGGUGGACUUACCUCAAAGGUUCUCCUUCUGGGAGGAACUUACUUUUUAGCCGCGGAGUCCUUGGACGUGGUUGAGAAUGUUAAUACAAUCAAUGACCCCCCUGGAAAAGAAAGACUGUUUUUGGUCUUGCCGGUUGCAAUGCUUGAUGCGUUUUUCAUCUUGUGGAUAUUCACCUCUUUGUCACGAACUCUGGAGAAGUUGCAGGCUCGAAGAAGGUUUGCCAAGCUUGAGCUUUACAGGAAGUUUACGAACUCUCUUGCAAUGGCGGUUGUAGUUUCUGUGGCAUGGAUAGGCUACGAGUUGUACUUCAAAGCAACUGAUCCCUUUGGUGAGCGGUGGCAGAGCUUUUGGAUCAUUCCGGCCUUUUGGUACGUGCUUGCAUUCAUUAUCCUCGUCGUGAUCUGUAUUUUGUGGGCCCCAUCCCAAAACUCAACACGAUAUGCCUACUCUGAAGAAGUUGGGGAGGAUUUGGAUGAAGAGGAGAUUGCACUUACAUCAUCAAGUAAACCAGCCUUGGUCCUUGAGGUUGAGAAAAGCGGGGUCAAACCUGAUGCGAUAGAGCGGAAGCCUAUCAAUACUGAUGUAUUUAGUUUGGAUGAUGAUUUAGAAGAAGACAAACGAGAUUAGUUAGUCUAAGACACUGCUUUUGCUGCUCUUUCGGAGGCUGCAAAUUCCUGCUUGGAUUUGAAUCUGAAGUUAAUCAACUAGUUUAGAGUAGCAUUUAGCUUCGUACACAUCGACAGUGAUAGUUUCAUUCUAAAUGUUUUGACAAGUGCGCAUGGAGAUCUUGUGUAGUCAUUCGAAGAUAGCGAGCUCUAAUGGCCGUUGAGCUUGUAAAUACCUCUCUGUUUUAGGUCACUAGUUAUGUGAACAUUGACCUACAUCAAUUUAAGAAGUUUCACGUCAUCACGA
Physcomitrium patens is the source of this 2286-nucleotide messenger RNA. The record is from RefSeq and is a predicted model, not a curated record. NCBI's taxonomy places the organism in Eukaryota, Viridiplantae, Streptophyta, Bryopsida, Funariales, Funariaceae.